Molecule: messenger RNA, 868 nt
Organism: Drosophila serrata
Lineage: Eukaryota; Metazoa; Arthropoda; Insecta; Diptera; Drosophilidae
Product: proteasome subunit alpha type-4 pseudogene
Source: RefSeq, a predicted model, not a curated record
UUUUCAUUACAUUUUCGUGCGGGGACUGAACAAGUUGUACGUUUCUAAUUUCUACAUAAUUUCCAAAGGGAAAAAUAAGUCAGUUUCUUAAUAAACGAGAAUAGAAAAGAGAUAUUACUCCCUGGCCAUGUUUCCCAACAACCCAAGUCCACCCCUGUUCUCGCCCGAGGGUCGCCUCUAUGAGGUGGAGCAUGCCAUGGAGGAGGUGGCCAAGGCAGCUCCUAGCGUUGCCAUUCUGGCCGAAGAUGGCAUCGCGGUGGCCGCCAUCCAGGAGGACUUGUUUCCCCUUAUGGCCAAGCAGAGUGCAUUGGGCCAUAUCUUUCGUGUGGACCAUGACAAUGCCUGUGCCGUGACCGGAAUAAUGACGGAUGGUUUCAAGCUCGUGUCGGUGAUGUCCACAUACUCGCAGCGCCAUCGCCGGGCCUACGGGGAACUGAUGCCCACGGAGCGUCUGGUGGAGAAUAUUUGCCGCAAGAAGCAAAGCUACACCAUGUACACCGGGAAGCGUCCCUUUGGCAUCGCGGUGAUCUACAUGGGCUGGGAUUCGGAACGUGGCUGGCAGAUCUAUCAUUCCGAUCCCAGCGGCAACUACGGUCGCUGGAAGAGUUCAUGCAUCGGACGACAUGCACAUCGGGCCCAGGAGUAUCUCGAUCAGAUGCUUGUGGGGAAACCAUUGCCAUCCCUUAGUUUGGCCAAUGAAUUGGCCAUUAAAGCCAUCAAGGUGGCCAUGGAGGGUAUCCAACUAACCGGUUCCGCUAUCCAAAUGGCCACCAUGCAGCGCAAUCGCACGGUGACCAAGUUUCACACUGUGGCGGAUAGCGUUGUUCAAGAUCUCUACAAUCUCCAUUGCGCCGGUCCUUAAGCUGCU